AGUGCCUGCAAUUGCUAGCUAACUGGUGUCAAUUAAUAUCUUCUUCUGAUCAGUUAAUUUCCUGUUGAAAUUAUCCUGAGUUUAUAAUUAAUUAGCAUGUGGGGCAAGAUAUUGCAAUCCAUAAGGAAAAGUCUCAUAAGCCUUCAACAGAAGUGUAUGAAUUCUCGAAAGAGUGAAGAAGUUGAUAGUAGUGUCACUAGUGUGUCUGUGUCACUGCAUGAUGGUGUGCAGUGGGUAAAUUGCAAUUGUUGCAUAGAGGAAAACAAACAAUGCAAUUUUGACCACAUUAAUGCCUCAGAAGGCGCAAAUAAUGUCCACGCCCAGCGUGAUGCCAACGCCAACAGUUCUUUUACUCAUGCUGUAAUCAACAUGGUGGGGAUGCUCAUAGGUUUGGGGCAACUGUCAACUCCAUAUGCUGUAGAAAAUGGAGGGUGGUCAUCUGCAUUCUUGCUUAUGGGACUAGGAGUGAUGUGUGCUUAUAGUUCUCACAUACUUGGAGUAUGCCUUAGAAAGAAUCCCAAGUUAACAAGUUUCAUGGAUAUUGGGAAGCAUGCAUUUGGAUCAAAAGGUAGAAACGUGGCUGCAACAAUCAUCUACAUGGAAAUCUUCAUGUCCCUCGUUUCCUACACCAUCUCACUACAUGAUAAUUUGAUCACAGUGUUUUUGGGGACAAAUUUGAAGCUUCACUUGCCUAAUUUUUCUUCAUCCCAGCUCCUAACUGCGGUGGCAGUCUUCAUUGCAAUGCCUAGUUUGUGGAUCAGAGACCUUUCUUCCAUAUCUUUCCUUUCAAGUGUUGGCAUUCUCAUGUCUCUACUCAUUUUCCUGUGUGUAGCAGCCACUGCACUCUUAGGACAUGUCCAAUCUAAUCAUUCCAUACCUGUCCUCCACCUCCAUAAUAUUCCAUCAGUAUCUGGCCUCUACGUUUUCGGCUAUGGAGGACAUAUUGUUUUCCCUGAAUUAUAUACAGCCAUGAAAGACCCCUCCAAAUUUACAAAGGUUUCUAUUGUGAGCUUCGCAGUAGUUACAGGAAUUUACACGACAUUGGGGUUCAUGGGUGCGAAGAUGUUUGGUAAGGAUGUGAAGUCUCAGAUCACACUUAGCAUGCCACAAGAGCACAUUGUAACAAAGAUUGCUCUGUGGGCAACCGUGGUGGCACCUAUGACCAAAUAUGCACUUGAAUUCACCCCAUUUGCAAUUCAACUAGAGCAUGCACUUCCAACUUCCAUGAGUGUCAGAACCAAAAUGAUAAUUAGAGGCUGCGUAGGUUCAUUUUCACUUUUGUUCAUACUAACCCUUGCUCUGUCGGUUCCAUAUUUCGAGCAUGUACUAAGUCUCACUGGCUCCCUGGUUAGUGUUGCCGUUUGUUUAAUUUUGCCAAGUGCUUUCUACGUGAAGAUAUGUUGGGGUCAGAUAUCAAAGCCUCACUUACUACUAAACCUCUUCCUCAUCAUAUUCGGCUUUGUUCUUGCCGUGAUGGGCACCAUUUCCUCCUCACAGUUACUACUCAAAAGUCUUAAAUCACAUAACUUGAGGCACAAGGAAUGAUUCAGCAGCAUAUGCCCUUCCCCCUUGUUGAUCUUUCUUGAAUCACCAGUAAUGAUACAUAAACAUCUUAUUAUUGUAAACAUCUCUCACUUUUUUUUUUCCUAUCAUAUCAUAAAUGCUAUCAUAUAUUUUUUUUUCUUUCUCUAGGUAUUAAAUAACAUGAGAACGGUAACAUUUUUCAUGAGAUUUGUAUACAUAUACAUAUGUACUUCUAAAUCCGAGUACUUUUAGAGGAGUCUGUAUGGAUAUGAUACAUUGCAUAAUUAAUGAAAACAAGUUCGUUGUCCA
Glycine soja is the source of this 1833-nucleotide messenger RNA. Its product is annotated as amino acid transporter AVT1H-like. The transcript is spliced from 3 exons. Gene Ontology annotation, molecular function: amino acid transmembrane transporter activity. Gene Ontology annotation, biological process: amino acid transmembrane transport. Lineage: Eukaryota; Viridiplantae; Streptophyta; Magnoliopsida; Fabales; Fabaceae. Bases 97 to 1545 code for a protein of 482 amino acids. Gene Ontology annotation, cellular component: vacuolar membrane. The record is from RefSeq and is a predicted model, not a curated record.